GACCCGUCGCUCUACCGUUUGCAGCACGAAGAUGGUGCUGAAGUUGGCCGCCACUUCGGGCUCAUGGUGGCCUCUAUCAAAAGCAAGGAGCGGGCUCAAGCAAAGAUCAACACGGACUACCAGCAGGACUUCGAGGCCGGGAAGAAGAAAGAACAGCCACUGGCACGAUAUGUGUGUGACUUCCUGCGUGCCACUAUCUACGCAGCGGACCCAUUUGCGCUGGCCCUCGCCUUCCACGAGUUCCAGAAGCGCUUCAAGAUCGUGCGAGUGAAGAACAAGUUUGCGAACGAGAAGCUGAAAACGGAGGAGCGAACGAACAUUCUCGUCAACUUCUGGGUUGAGACAGAGAACAUGAAGCAGAUCGGCGAAGUGCAGUUCCUCAUGCAGGAGUACCUCACGGCGAAGUCCAUACAGCACAUGUACUACGACGUGGCUCGGGCAAAGAGCGAGGACGAACUCUUGGACAAGCCGAUCUUUGCCUAA
This is a messenger RNA of Symbiodinium necroappetens, 483 nucleotides long. The record is from the annotation of a GenBank genome assembly. Lineage: Eukaryota; Dinophyceae; Suessiales; Symbiodiniaceae.